AGAAUUAUCUAAAAUCUCCUCCCCGCAAUUCAUUAGUGUAAUAACCGAAUUGCACUAUAAAUUCCACUAUCCAUGCAUAACUUUCACAAGCCAUACCUAAAAAAUGGAACCCCAAGUUUUCCAAAUCAUUCUCAUUAUGCUUUUCUUCAUCCCCGGCCAUUCGCGGGAGCUCAACUCCGGCGAACGGAAGACUGAAUCGCCGGGAAUGUCAUCUGUUCCUUCUACCCCUUCUGGCAGUAGCGUGUCGGCGCAAGGUCCGAAUUGGGAGUCUAGUUGGGGAUCGGGUUCAAGCCCAGGAGCAGGAUGGGGUUAUGGUUCGGGCUCCGGGAGGUCUGCGGAUGAUGGGUUCGGCAGGGGUUAUGGGUUCGGGUAUGGUUCUGGAACAGGUUCGGGUUCCGGGUCUGGUUACGGUAGUGGUGGUGCUCGUGGGGGUGGCUAUGGAGCUGGAAGUGGUGCUGGUGGAAAUGGAGGUGGCGCUGGUGGUGGAAGUGGUGGCUCCAGUGGCGGCGCUGAUCGUUGGCCGUCGAAGUCUGGUGACAGAAAUAGUCAUGGCUAAACAAAGGCAGGUCGACACAGAAAAUAUGUCGAUUAUGUGCUUUUAAUGAUUUAAAAUAUUUAAGUUUUAACAUUUUCAGAUUUUGAUUUGAGAACCUUGUCCAAUUUUAGAGAAAUGAAUACGUAUGUCCCUUCCAAGAAAUAUGAUUGGCAUACCCCUGUCAGGUGAGAAAGACGUGGGCACGGGCCUCACAAUUUUUUUCCUUAAAAUACAUGUGGGGCCCGUCCCCAAACAAUGAGGGGUCUCUGUGAACCGAGCUACUCCUUCUCUAGAUAUAGAGCAUUUACGAGUCACAAAAUGCUAUGAAUUUGCCCAUGUUUGCUCUUCAUGUUAAUUUGCACGUCCAAAUUAGGACUUGAUUAGCAGCUUG
This is a messenger RNA of Olea europaea var. sylvestris, 926 nucleotides long. RefSeq names its product glycine-rich protein DOT1-like. Bases 104 to 556 code for a protein of 150 amino acids. The transcript has a single exon. The record is from RefSeq and is a predicted model, not a curated record. Lineage: Eukaryota; Viridiplantae; Streptophyta; Magnoliopsida; Lamiales; Oleaceae.